Elaeis guineensis (African oil palm) is the source of this 1049-nucleotide messenger RNA. RefSeq names its product DNA oxidative demethylase ALKBH2. Lineage: Eukaryota; Viridiplantae; Streptophyta; Magnoliopsida; Arecales; Arecaceae. The record is from RefSeq and is a predicted model, not a curated record. Gene Ontology annotation, molecular function: ferrous iron binding; broad specificity oxidative DNA demethylase activity; cytosine C-5 DNA demethylase activity. Gene Ontology annotation, biological process: DNA alkylation repair.
ACACGUGAAAUGCUCGUGCUAAAUACCACGUAGUUGAUGACCCAUCCAUCCGCGGGAAGUCCCCAUGAAAUAUUUUAUCUUUCUCCUCCUCGGCUCCUCCCUCCCCCACACCCAUUUCAUCCACUAUGACGACCUCCAGGCUUCGAGGGUUCGACUCUAUCCCUAACCCUAGCGAGAAUACAAGAAAACAGCGUAUCGAUCUCGGAAACAGCAGCGAGGUCAUCUACAUCCCUCGAUUCGUGCCUCGCGACCAGGCGUGGGAUUGGUUCCAGUAUCUCGACAAAGAGAUCCCAUGGACGAGACCCACGAUUCAUGUCUUCGGCAAAUCUUGUCUCCAGCCCAGAGACACAUGCUAUGUUGCAAGUGAAGGGCUUACUGAAUUAAAAUAUAGUGGAUAUCAGCCUCAUGCAUAUUCUUGGGAUGACUACCCUGUGCUUAAGGACAUUCUGAAGGCGGUCCAUGAAGCACUUCCAGGAAGUAAAUUUAAUAGCUUAUUAUUGAAUAGAUACAAGAGUGGCUCAGACUAUGUGGCCUGGCAUUCUGAUGAUGAGAAGUUGUAUGGACCAACUCCAGAAAUUGCAUCAGUCUCCUUGGGAUGUGAACGAGAAUUUCUAUUGAGGAAGAAGCCAGCCAAAACACCUGAAGCUACUCAAGGCCCUGAAAAAUCAACAGGCAAGCGACCCAAGGGCAGCCCCCCAGACCAGCAUGGCUUUUUGCUGAAGCAUGGCUCUUUGCUCGUGAUGAGAGGCUACAUGCAGAAAGAUUGGGUUCACUCAAUACCCAAGCGCAUGAAAGCUAAUUCUGUUAGGAUCAACCUCACUUUCAGGCUUGUGCUGACCUAAAGAUCUACAGGACAACUACUAACAGAGAUCACUGUUACUGGUUCAAGAAGGAAUUUAUCUGGAUUGUAUGUGGAAACCAAAUAGUCCUCUUGUCCCAAUAUCCUGUACCCCAUUUUAGGUAUUUAAUUUCCCUAUCUGGUUUCUUUAACACCACUUUUGUGGAUAAUUUGGCUCUCACAAUAUUCUAAAUAUAGUUCUUUUGCUGCA